AUACUUUCUGCUCAAAAUAAAGACGUAGAGGGGCUAUUGAGGAGAGACAGAAAAUAACUCAUUUCCUUUAACAUCAGGGACUUUGAUACAGUAAAACUUAGAUAUCACCUCUAUUCCGUGCUUAGAAAUGGAGGCAUUGUGUUUGUUGGGCAACUGGCAAAAGGACCCUCAUGUGUCAGAUCGAGUAAGUGACAACGCGUUGGUUAUGGAUAGUUUGAACCGAAAUCUUCCCGGUGGCCAUCAGUCUCAUCAGUUUCUGCAGAGCACUCCAUUGGACUUGAUUGAGACUGGGAAAGGGCUGAAGGUCCAAGCAGAGCGCCCACAUUUGGUCAGUCUAGGAAGUGGCCGCCUUAGCACGGCCAUCACCCUCUUGCCCCUGCCUGAAGGCAAGACCACUCUGGGUCAUGGAGCCAUGGACAUCAACAUCCAGGGCCCGGGGAUUGCAGCUCAACAUUGCUUUAUCGAAAACAAGGCUGGAGUCAUCACUCUGCACCCCUGUGGAAACAAGUGUAGCAUGGAUGGACUACCAAUCGCCAAGCCUGUUCGCUUGUCUCAAGGCUGUAUGCUGUGUUUUGGCCAAUCUGCUUUCUUCCGCUUCAACCACCCUGAGGAGGCUUUCCGAAUGAAAAGCAUGAUGCCUGAGGGAGGACAGACAGCCUGUGUGAAAAACUGGACCCGUACAGAUUCUGAGAACCUUGUCAAUGGGAACCACUCAUCAGGGGCGCCAGAAUCCCACCCGGUCCCCAAUGAGAGAGUGCGUCCAGAGCACCGUGCCAUUGUCAGUUCCAUUGAGAAGGACCUUCAGGACAUUAUGGACUCACUAUACAUGGAUGAUCCUCAUCCAUCUUCAGAGUCAAAGAAGCCCCUUGGUCAGCCUAUCUCCCAGUCCCCUCUAUCCCCCAUGUUAAAUGGAGGUGGCCGUUUUCUACUCUCUCCUCCAACGAGCCCUGGUGCUAUGUCUGUGGGCUCCAGUUACGAAAACAUCUCCCCUCCUUUCUCGCCUCUUUCAUCCCCAUCGGCUGCCAGCAGCGACAGCUACACAAGUCCCUCGCCGAGUGGUUGUCAGAACCAGAUUCAUACGCUUCCUCCUGUGCCAGUGAGGUCCUCCAGCUACAAUUACACCAGCCAGCCGCCCAUACCUCAGCCACGGACCAUACUGCCCAACUAUUCUAGUGUCAGCAGUGGCCCUAGGGUGCCUGAGAGUCCCAGACUCCAGAGAAAGGCUCUUUUAGAAGCACCUCCAAGCCCAAAGCCAACCCGUAGGGGGUUGAACCAAGACAGCUCAGUGGCUAAAACUCCAGACAGCCCCAUACAGACUCACAUUCUGCCCUCUGUCUCCAUCUCUACUGCUCCAACUGAUGCUCCAUCUGUCAGUCGGGUGCAAGUUCCAGGUAGCCCCAGAUUGACCCCCAAAUUCUCCACCACAUCCCCAUCUUCCUCACCCUCUAGUCCCAGAACUAAAGCUGCCAUUGUCCUUCAGGAAAGGCCCUCAAGUCCUUUCCGGGAACAGCCUCAACCAGAUCGCUCCUUGACGCCCAGCCCGCUCUCCCCGCCCUCGCGAUCUUUUCAGCCCCCCUUGGACCCCAUCGUCCACAUCAUUCAGGGCGGACCUUCACACUCGCACCCGCGCACUCUACAGCCUCCAGAAAGCCCACGGCUGGCCCGCAGGAACCUUGAUGGGAGCAGCAUGAGGGAACUUCCUCCUCUCAGCCCCUCCAUAGCUCGUAGGGGGUUACCUGUGCUGCCAGGAGCUCUACCAGGAACCCUACGGACCCCAGAGACCCCAUCACCAAGACUGGUUCCAGAGAACCCCAGACUCAGGCAGAAAGUGGACUCUUCUACAGAAGAACAGUUCAGUCCUCGCGUCAUGCGUGCCUGCAGCCCAUCGCCCACCAUGGAUGGGCGGAAGGGCAGUUUUGGGAAUUCACUAUCUUCGGCAUUCAGUCUAGGCUCUCUGCCUGGAUCAUCGCCCCGAUCCAGUCCCAGGAGCCACAGGAAGAUGUCAGCGGGCCACAGGGACCUUCGGCUUCCUCACCAGGGCAUGAGGGAGCGCAAAAACAGCAUCACUGAGAUUAGCGACAAUGAGGAUGACCUGCUGGAGUACCAUCGGCGCCAGAGAGAAGAGCGACUCAGAGAACAGGAAAUGGAGAGACUGGAACGACAGCGGCUUGAGACAAUCUUGAACCUCUGUGCGGAAUAUAACAAGGGCGACGGGCCGGCGGGUGAUCUGGCCAGGAUGGGCAUCUCUGGGCUUGGCUCAGGGGAGGGGCUUAAUGUCAGACGACCCUCCAUGGACAGUGUGAGCAGUGUUUCCUCUAGGGUGGCGCAGAGACAUCGUGAGAGCCAAGAGGACAACCUGAACGAGGACUGCAGCAGCACUGAGAGUGCACAGCAGGAUGGACGGACCCUAACAGUUCUGCUGAACGGACAGAAUGGACAGGCUGAGGACUCUCCAGGAUCGGGCAGCAUCAACCGUCUGGAACUGGGCUACCUGGAAGAGGAGCGGGUUCGAGUGCUAGCAAAGGUAGAUGAGCUCAAAGCUCGAAUCACAGAACUGGAGCAGCAACUUCAGGAGUCCAAACAGGAGGCGGAGAUGGAGAGAGCUCUGCUUCAGGGAGAGAGAGAGGCUGAGCUGGAGCAAAUUGAGGCAGAGAUGGAGAUUAUCAACCAGCUGCAAUGCAAAAUCAGUGAACUGGAGAGCACCUUCCAGAGAGAGAAAGACAAGGCAUUCCAUUCUGCACGAUGGCCACUCAAGACCCAUUCUGGUCUCUAUUGCCAUCCCCAGGAGAGGGCUAAUGUUGACUCCGAGCGGGAAGCCCUGGGGAGGCUUCAGGAUGGGUACAAUGAGUUGACGAGCCAGCUCCAUAACUGCCCUGAGUCUCUGAGGGAGCAGUUACAGGAACAACUCAAGAGGGAAGCAGAGACUCUUGAGGCUGCGACUAAGCAGUUUGAGGACUUGGAGUUCCAGCAGUUAGAAAAGGAGAGCAGUCUAGAAGAGGAACGAGAGACCAUCAGCCAGCAGCUGCUACAGGAUAGAGUACAGUACCGCAGCAGUGUGGCCAAAAGAAAGGAAAAGGUUGCAGCCCUGGAAAGCCAGGCCAGUCAGUUUGGCAUGCAAGCCACUCAGGAGUGUGAGAGACUGGCCAAAGACAGAAGCAUCACCUUCCAGCUGCUACAUAAGGAAAAGGAGAGGUUGGCCAAUCUGGAGAGGAGAUACCAGAGCUUAACGGGUGGAAAGACUUUUCCAAAGAGCUCCAGCACUAUAAAGGAGGAAUACUUGCAGCUGUCGGAUGUUUAUAAGAUGUAUGGGAGUGAUUGCCAUGACAUCCAGUUCGCCAGUGCUUUCUCACACGCCCUCUCACUUGCCCUUGACCUGGCUGUAACUGCCCCUCAUGAGGAGUAUGUGACUGUGGCUCAGUUAAACCAGAUCUAUGGGAUGCCGAAGGUGGAGUCUUCCCCUACCUCUCCUGUCCAAUUAUUGCAAUCUUCUCUCGCAGACUCCGCCUUCUCCUGCCUCCCUUCCCCUCAUGGCUCCUCCGUCUCUCUCUCCUUUGAGCAUCAGUCAGAGUGGGGCAGGCCUCAGACGGCUGCUCUAGAUUUAGAGCGCUGGUACCAGGAGGUCAUGGCAACUGGAGAUGCAAACCAGCUCUGCCCUCCUCCCCUCCCGGCUAAACCUUUCUCAACACGUAAGCCUGCGCAGGUGUACCGCUCCCGUCUAGACAGUGAUACAAGCCAAUCAUCACUGAGACCUAAAGUCAGUGCUGGUCUGUCCCCGACAUACACUACGGCCACACUCGGACGCAAGACUCCUGCCAGGAGUCCUCUGAUGGUAGCCAACAGCACAGGGAGUCUCCCACGCAACCUGGCAGCCACCCUGCAGGACAUCGAGACCAAGAGGCAGCUGGCCCUUCAGCAGAAAGGGCAGCAAGUUAUCGAGGAGCAGCGGAGGCGUUUAGCCGAGCUAAAGCAGAAAGCUGCAGUGGAGGCUCAAUGCCAGUGGGAGGCGCUUCACAGCUCCCAGACGCAGCUCAACCAUCCCUUUCCCUCCAACACCACCCCAGUCAUGCAUCACUCCAUUCUCCAUCACACAGUACCCUCUGCUGGAGAACAAGCAUAUGACACCCUCAGCCUGGAGAGCUCGGACAGCAUGGACACUAGCAUCUCAACGGGAAACAACUCUGCCUGCUCCCCUGACAACAUGUCCAGUGCCAGUGGUAUGGAUGCUCUGAAGAUUGAGGAGAUGGAGAAGAUGCUGAAGGAGGCCCAGCUGGAGAAGGCUCGACUCAUAGAGUCCAGAGGGCGAGAGACUGAGGCCCGUAAGCUGAUGCUGGACGAAGAGAGAAGGAGAAGGGAAGAGGCAGAGAUGAGACUACAAGAGGAGAUGGUACACAGGCAGCAGCUCAUAGAGGAGGAGGUGAAGAUGAGGUCCAAAAACUUCUCUCAGGCCCGACCCAUGACACGCUACCUGCCCAUUCGCAAAGAGGAAUUUGACCUCCGUUCACAUAUCGAGUCCUCAGGUCACAACGUAGACACAUGCCACCAUGUCAUUCUCACUGAAAAGAUGUGCAAGGGCUAUCUUGUCAAGAUGGGAGGAAAGAUCAAAUCAUGGAGGAAACGCUGGUUCGUCUUUGAUCGCCUUAAAAGGACAUUUUCGUACUACGCCGAUAAACACGAGAGCAAACUGAAAGGUGUCAUCUACUUCCAGGCCAUCGAAGAGGUUUACUAUGAUCAUCUACGCAGUGCAACAAAGAAAGGAUUUUUCAAUCUGAAUUUGACAAACAGUCCCAACCCCUCCCUCACAUUCUGUGUGAAGACCCACGACAGACUUUACUACAUGGUUGCGCCCUCCGCAGAGGCCAUGAGAAUAUGGAUGGAUGUGAUUGUGACUGGAGCAGAGGGCUACACGCAAUUCAUGAAAUGAGAUAAAAAAAAUAAAAAUAAAAAAAAACAGCUGCUCGCUAAACUAGACGUCAAAAUGGAAACUGUUCGGCAGGGAGACUUCAAAUGACCCAGACCUGUAAUUCCCAACGAGAGGAAAGACUCUAUUUUGUUACUUCCUUUUUCUUCUUCAGUUUCUUGAUGUUGUUGUAUAUUCACUCGGCUGCACAGAGGUUUUCUAGGUCUGCCUGGAUUGACAAAGGGAGCUCUAGAAGAUGAAAAGACCUUGUGAACCAAACCUGCAGGUGGUGGCUGACUUGCCAUCUAUGAAAAUGCCUUUUUUGCCAUCAGAGAUCCUUUUCAGUUGCAGUUUAUCUCCACACUUUGUGGACACACAAAAAUGUAUAUUAGACUUUUAUUUUUAAUGUUUGUCCUGAUGAUUUGUUUUUCCACACGAAAUGGGAAAAAUGCCAAAUGACAUCAAGCCAUUCUGGAUAGUAUUUUGUUAAAAAAAAAAGUGAUGGUUUUGAGUGAUAUGAAAUGAUAUGAAAGGAUAUGAAUUAACCACAGUAAAAUAUGUGAAGUUUUUAAAUUACAUUUAUAAAAGUAUUACAUUAAUAUGAAACAAGUUUAAAAGCUCUAGACCAGUGCGGUUCUCAACUGGAUUGCUUCAGGACCCAGAUUUUACACUGGACAUCAAGUGGAGACCCAACACAGUACCAAAAUGGUUUAUGGUCGAUGAAAUGACUCAAUUGUGUCCAGAUCUAUUCAAUUAUUCAAAAGUACAUAAAAAUGCAAUUUACGAAAUACAGUUACUUGAAUACACCUCUUCCUUGAUAAUGCUUUCAAUUACUAAGUUCAAAGUCAUUUUGAUGUUUUUUUCUGGGGCUUAAAGUAAACAAUGUCAUGUGGUGCAACUGUCUGGAGAAGGUCAAAAUAAAAGCAAAGUCUUAUUAAAAGCUGAAAAUCUAUAUAUAGAGAGGUGUGAAACAGGCUCCUCUCCAGAGAGGCGGUGCUAGUACAGAGGCGAGAAGACCAAUGGCAAACGCCAAGUAGAUUGUAGCGUUACAGCUUGUCGAAUUUGCCAAACAACGAUGUCAUGUCCCGGCACUACAGUACAUCAAACAUGUUAUUUUAUUUACGCCUAUAUCACAGCAGGUGCAUGUUUAACAGCCGCCUCUCCCAGACACUGAGCAAGAUGCUCAUAAGUAACAAAAACAAGCGUAUUAAAAAAUCUGACACCGUAAGAAACACGCUAUUACAUGAAACGUAAUAUUCUCUGGUUUUGACCUCAAAAUGUAAACAGGUAUGAGUACAACACUUGUGCACAUGUUAUAAGCCGGUAAUAACACCGGUAACGUUUACAUGCAAUGUGAAACCGGCAGAAGAGGCCAAAAAAUUACGUGUGCCGAUCGGUUUUUGCUCAAGCUCUAAGUAAUAUUGGAUUAUUUAUAUAUAUCGUAAAACCAGUGGUCAGGUUCCUCUCGAGUUUUUUUUUUUUUUUUUCACCACUAAAUAACUGAAAGUUUUCUUGCUACAAUCACUUUAGCUUGCUCUCUUGGGGCUUUCAGGCAAAGCAUGAUUUUCUAUAAAGCUGAUUUGAAACGAUGUGCAUUGUGAAAAGUGCUGUACAAAUAUAAAUGACUUGAGUGUAGACAAACACUGUUGUGUCAUUUAUGAUUUAAAAAACAUUUAUGUUGAAUCCUGGAAUAGGUUUGAGUGAAACAUUUGCGGGCGCUGUUUAAAAAAAAAAAAAAAUAUAUAUAUAUAUAUAUAUAUAUAGUCAUAUCAUUAAUAUCAAUUUUUUGACAUUUAAAAAAAAGGCACAUUUGUUCAGGUCAUAUGGUGUUACCCUGAAAAAACCUCUUGAUAUUCUAAAAUUCAUGAUAUUUGUAAAAAAAAAAAAAAAAAAGUAUAUUUGAAAACUUUUUUGACAACAGUGGUUAAGUUGUGUACACUCAUGUAUUUUAAUUGCAGGAAAAUAUUUAAAUACACUUUACUUGAUGGUUACACCUCAUGAUAUUUUUGAAGUCAUUAAAUUAUAUACAGUAUAUAUAUAUAUAUAUAUAUUUUUUUUUCUACUCCCUUAAUAAUUUGCAUUAAUCAUUAUACUCUCCCUACUUUCUCUGCCUUUGACCCUAUAAGAACUGACCUGUGACCCAUUUUUGGGUCCCGACCAACUAGUUGAGAACCACUAGUUCUAGACAAACUUCUGGUAUCACUGAAACAAAGACUUAAUUUACCAAAGCUCACCUACCAGCUCAGGAGUCUUUAUCUAUUUAUUGUUAAUUGACAUCACCAACUCCUGUUUAACUGUACCCCACUGUGUUUCUAUGUGUUCCCAGCAAAUUCUGAGAAACAAAACCUUACACACACAUGCACACAUUCACAACACCGAACACAAACAUAUAACAUACAGUAGAGUCUACUUGCCAAGUCCUGUUAACUUGAUCUUUUAAUUCGACUCCCAAGGGAGGCAGCCAUCUAAAGUCACUGCCAGCCUACAAGAGCUUGAAAUAUUGCCAGAAACAGAACAGAAAGGAAACGACAUAAUCAUACAAGUCAUACAGUGCCUUGAUUUGACACACGUAUUUGUCAUUCUUAGAAUUUGAACAGUUAUACAAGAAAAAAUAGCUGGAAUCACAGUCUUAUUCCAUGUGAUAGUGGGUUUUAACUUUUUCAGAGAUUAUUAUGACAAUUCUAAACAGACAUGUACUGUAAUAAAAAAUUAAAAAAAUGGUGACCUGGA
Myxocyprinus asiaticus (Chinese sucker) is the source of this 7627-nucleotide messenger RNA. It is a transcript of the gene phldb1b, whose product is annotated as pleckstrin homology-like domain, family B, member 1b. Gene Ontology annotation, molecular function: protein binding. Bases 128 to 4921 code for a protein of 1597 amino acids. The transcript has 26 exons. Gene Ontology annotation, cellular component: basal cortex. The record is from RefSeq and is a predicted model, not a curated record. NCBI's taxonomy places the organism in Eukaryota, Metazoa, Chordata, Actinopteri, Cypriniformes, Catostomidae. Gene Ontology annotation, biological process: regulation of microtubule cytoskeleton organization.